AUGUGGUACUUCUCGAGCUAUACCAUCUCUCACGUACCGGCUCGCACAGUUUCGCCGUAUGAUCGAGCAUCGACAGGCUACGCUGUCCAAACGCCGUUUACCUAUUCUAAAUCGAACGGCAGUGCCAAACUUACAUUUUCGCCUGGAUCGGUUAGCGUUCGUGCGGGGAAAACCACACAAGUGAGCUUCACUGUUGAACCACCCAAACUCGAUCAAAAAGAUCAUGACCUCUACGGUGGUUACAUUGUUGUGAAACCAAACAAAGGAGUGGCAGUGCACAUUCCAUAUAUCGGUGAAGUUGGAAACCGAUAUGAUUUGCCUAUACUAGAUCGUAAAUCCUUUCCAUAUUUGAGUAAACGAGGCAAUAGUACAGCUAUCACAAAAUUUCCGUACACGUUCAAUAGAUGGAGCAAUACUACUCAACUACAAGUGAACAUUAAAUUUUUGACCGGGACAGCUCGAUUUCGCAUCGACAUUGUGAACAGUAACGGGAGCGUCAUCGGUGUUAUGGUUGAAGAUCGUUAUUUGCCUGCGGUACCGAUCAGCGGAAAUCCUUACUAUAUAUAUAUUUGGGAUGGUACCUUACUCACAUCGCUCAGCUCCGUUCGUUCUUUAGUCGGAGCCGGUAUAUUUAAAAUGAAAAUCAGUGUUCUGAGGAUAUUCGGAAAUCCAUCGAGCGCAAAUAACUAUGAAACAUGGAUAUCGUCGCCGAUCAAAGUGACGUGA
Messenger RNA from Didymodactylos carnosus, 726 nucleotides. Lineage: Eukaryota; Metazoa; Rotifera; Eurotatoria; Philodinida; Philodinidae. The record is from the annotation of a GenBank genome assembly.